AUGUCGUGGUUUAGACGCAGCAGCUCACAACCGCAGCAAGUGACGGACUUGGAGCGCGAGAGAGAAGCCCAGAGGGAGCUCAAACAUGCUUUCAAGUCGCAAGCGCUGAGGCUCGGGGACGCCCUGAGGGAAUGCCAGGAGCUUGUCACGCACCAGCGGAGAGCUUCGAGUUUUAAGCCUCUCGAUUUGCAGCAAGAGCAGCAGCAAGAGCCGCAGCAGCCGGAGAGAACUUUCGAGCGGCUCCAGUUGCUGCAGUGCGAAGCCGAGCAAAAUGGAUGGGCCUGUUCAAGCUCAGAGGUAGAAAACGAAAAUAGGGAGACUUGUUUACCAGUUGAGUUUGGUCCUCAGGUGGAGCUCAAAGAUCCGCUUGGGAAAGGGACGAGCUCCGUUACAGUCCGCGGCAUCUGGCACGGUCUGGACGUGGCAGUCAAAUGCAUCCAGCCUCAUUCUUUCCAAGAUACGCACGCGUGGAUCGUCACCGAAUACUUUCCACUCACUUUGACGGAAUGGCUGCAUGGUGAUAAGAAGCGUCGCAAGCAAAGAAGCCAUCCUCUUCCUCCCCUGCGUUCUCGCUUGCGUGUGGCACUGGAAGUCGCUCUUGGAAUGCAGUACCUUCACGAACUUAAACCUCGGGUUGUCCAUCGCGACUUGAAGCCCAGCAACAUAUUUCUCGAUGACGGCCUUCACGCUCGAGUUGCGGACUUGGGUUUUGGGCGUUUUCUGCAGGACGAUGAGAAGUCACUCACUGGAGAGACUGGUAAAAGCUUUCCCUUUCAGGUCCCGUCGUUACCGUUUUAUCCAGGAACAUAUAUUUAUAUGGCACCGGAAGUCAUUCGUCACGAGCCGUAUGAUGGAAGCUCUGCUUACGUUGUUUUCGUUUGUAGUUUCGGUGUGAUUCUAUGCGAGCUUGCGACAGGAGAACCACCUUACGUAGAAUUGUCCUCGGGGCCUCUGCAGAUAGCUCUUUCUGUGGCCUACGAAGAUCUUCGGCCCGCCCUUCCAAGCAACAGUACCGAGAAAUUUCUGCCGGAGCUGAUCGAAGCUGCUUGGCAUAAGAAAGCGGAUCAACGGCCCACCUUUGCAGAGAUUGUCUGGAGACUACGAAGGCUGUUGAUUCCCGUCGGUGGCGGCUGUUGCCCAGGUACUUCGUCUUUAAAGUAAGACGUAGAAAGUCAAGACGUGGAAUCGUCUUGAAGCAUAUCCAGAUAUGCUCGAUACAGUCUAGAGCGAUGUGCUCUAGACUAUCAUUUUCUCUAGAGUUCCCAAU
This is a messenger RNA of Selaginella moellendorffii, 1267 nucleotides long. Its product is annotated as probable serine/threonine-protein kinase SIS8. The transcript is spliced from 6 exons. The record is from RefSeq and is a predicted model, not a curated record. Lineage: Eukaryota; Viridiplantae; Streptophyta; Lycopodiopsida; Selaginellales; Selaginellaceae. Gene Ontology annotation, biological process: protein phosphorylation. Gene Ontology annotation, molecular function: protein kinase activity; ATP binding. Bases 1 to 1161 code for a protein of 386 amino acids.